UGUAUCCGCCAGUCAUAAACAAAAAAAAUGGAUAAAAGAUGGAGUCUUCAAGGUACGACUGCUCUUGUAACGGGUGGAGCCAGCGGAAUCGGGCAUGCCAUAGUAGUGGAACUAGCCGGCUUUGGGUGUAGAGUUCAUGCAUGUGAUCUAUCCGAAACUCUGCUCAAUCAGAGUUUAUGUGAAUGGAAAAAGAAAGGGUUUCAAGUGAGUGGUUCGGUCUGUGAUGUAUCAUGUCGUUCCGAGAGAGAAAAGCUCAUGCAAACCGUCUCAACUAUGUUUAACGGCAAGCUCAACAUUCUUGUGAACAACGUUGGCUCAGCUCGUGUAAAACCAACAACUGAAUAUCUGGAAGAUGAUUUCUCCUUUCAUAUCUCAACAAACUUGGAGCCUGCUUAUCAUCUUAGCCAGCUUUCACAUCCUUUUCUAAAAGCUUCAGGAUCUGGAAGCAUUGUCUUCAUUUCUUCAGUUGCAGGGGUUGUUUCAAUUGAUUGUGGAUCCAUGUAUGGUUUAACCAAAGGAGCUUUGAAUCAACUAGCAAGAAAUCUGGCUUGUGAAUGGGCAAAAGACGGAAUAAGAGCCAAUGCUGUUGCUCCUAAUUUUAUCUAUACUGCUCUGGCUCAACCUUUUCUUGAUGACGCCGGAUUUAACAAGAGUUUGUCCACUAGAACUCCACUUGGUCGCCCUGGAGAACCAGAAGAGGUUGCAUCACUUGUGGCAUUCUUGUGUCUACCUGCGGCUUCAUAUAUUACUGGUCAGACCAUUUGUGUUGAUGGAGGUCUCACGGUCAAUGGCUUCUCUUAUCAACCGCAGGCUUGAGCUGAGAGUUGCGUGGUGGUGAUGCAGCGUACAAGCCUAUUUUCUUCUGGUGUUGGGUUCUGUAUUUGGGGUGGCAGUGUAUUCGUGCUUUACUUUAUGUUUUGUUUUUAACUUUUCUUUUGAUCAUUAAUAAAACCCAAAACAAUGAAACUCCUAUAGUUUCCCAUCCUUA
This is a messenger RNA of Brassica oleracea var. oleracea, 988 nucleotides long. Its product is annotated as tropinone reductase homolog At2g29330-like. Gene Ontology annotation, molecular function: oxidoreductase activity. The transcript has 5 exons. Lineage: Eukaryota; Viridiplantae; Streptophyta; Magnoliopsida; Brassicales; Brassicaceae. Bases 28 to 816 code for a protein of 262 amino acids. The record is from RefSeq and is a predicted model, not a curated record.